CUUUCAAAGUGCAAUUUGUCUUGGAAAAGCCAAUGUGAGGCCCGUGUGGGUUUCGACCAAUGGCGCCGCGCCUCUCAUAGCUCAGCCAGUCUCUGGUCUGUAUUCUAAUGGGCCAUAUCUUUAUCAGGGAAAUGUUGCUUCUCUGAACUUAAAACUUCUCAUGGAGGGUCCCCAGACUCAGAGGCAGAGAAGGGGUCUGAGCUGAGGCGUGGGGAGCCGCCUUUCUCCAGGACAGACAGACAGAGAGGGAAGGGGCGCUGGUGAGGCCUCUCACCUGCCCCAGGAGCACCUGACUUCCGAGGAGCUGACGCAGGUGCCAGGUCCCCAGGCCAGGGCUGGGCCAGAUAUCUUAGGUGGGAGGGCAAUCUGGGGCUCGGCCGCUUUUGACCUUUCAAACCUGCCAUGGGCUUCUGGGUCAGAGCUUGGGGUCUCUGGCUUUAGGGGCCUGGAUUUGGGCUUCUCACCUCCCCUCACCCCAACCCGAAGAUCAUGGAGUCCAACCUGCAGGGCACAUUCCUGCUGAACAACACGCCACUGGCCCAGUUCUCGGAGAUGAAGGCCCCCGUGUGCCAGUACUCGGUGCAGAACUCCUUCUACAAGCUCAGCCCUCCGGGGCUGGGCCCCCAGCUGGCCGCCGGGACCCCCCAUGGGAUCACAGACAUCCUGAGCAGACCUGUGGCCACGCCGAACAGCGGCCUCCUCUCCAGCUACCCUCACGUGGCAGGCUUUGGUGGACUUGGCUCCCAGGGGGUCUACUAUGGACCCCAGGUGGGGAAUUUUCCCAAAGCUGGCAGUGAGUACCCCACCCGGACCCGGAACUGCUGGGCGGACACGGGCCAGGACUGGCGAGGCGGGCGGCAGUGCGGCAACACCCCGGACCCCCUGAGCGACAGCAUCCACAAGAAAAAGCACACCCGGCCCACCUUCACGGGACAUCAGAUCUUUGCCCUGGAGAAGACCUUUGAACAGACCAAGUACCUGGCUGGCCCUGAGAGGGCACGGCUGGCAUACUCACUGGGGAUGACCGAGUCGCAGGUCAAGGUGUGGUUCCAGAACCGAAGGACCAAGUGGCGGAAGAAGAGCGCGCUGGAGCCCUCGUCCUCCACGCCUCGGGCCCCGGGCGGUGCAGGCGCGGGCGGGGAGCGCGCGGCCUCGGAGAACGAAGACGACGAGUACAACAAGCCGCUGGACCCCGACUCGGACGACGAGAAGAUCCGGCUGCUGCUGCGCAAGCACCGUGCCGCCUUCUCGGUGCUCAGCCUGGGCGCGCACAGCGUGUGACGCCCCCCUCGCCCGCCCCCACCCCCGCGUCUCAGAGGAGGCCCGACCGCAGCCCCUCCCCUGCCCUGCGGGUGGGGUGGGGGGUCCCAGGGCCGAGGGCUCCCCCG
Molecule: messenger RNA, 1388 nt
Organism: Neofelis nebulosa (Clouded leopard)
Lineage: Eukaryota; Metazoa; Chordata; Mammalia; Carnivora; Felidae
Gene: NKX6-3
Product: NK6 homeobox 3
Exons: 3
Coding region: 490-1281 (263 amino acids)
Biological process (GO): regulation of transcription by RNA polymerase II; cell differentiation
Cellular component (GO): nucleus
Molecular function (GO): DNA-binding transcription factor activity, RNA polymerase II-specific; RNA polymerase II cis-regulatory region sequence-specific DNA binding
Source: RefSeq, a predicted model, not a curated record